AUGGCCGUUGGCUACCCCAGUCCUCCCCAAGAGCGUGAACGUGGCCCUCCUCCCUCCAACUCUGCAACCUUCCAACGCGGCGUGCCCCAGUACCACCACAUGCCGCCGCCCAUGCCUUCCUACAUGAGAGGGGCUGCCCAGACGCCAGCCUACUACCCUCCUCAGUACAACCAUAACCAGACGUCUCCUCCGUACGAGCCUCAGCAGCGCCCUGGUCUGCCACAGCGUCGGUCGUCUGUCUAUGGCACGCACGGCACCCGCAACGGCGGUCCAGCACCCCUGGUCACACAGGCACCGCGGGAGCCCACGAGGCCGUCUGCGAGGUACGGUGGCCAGCCGCAGAGUGCAACACAACCUACCUUUCCAGCACCACUGCAGAUUGGAAAUGAGCCCUACGACUCGUACAGCAGCUCGGAAGACGACUCUGAGUCUGAAGAGGAACAAUACCAAGCCCCAGCGGCUCGUGCACCACGUCCACCUCGUGCACCUCGUGCACCCCAACCACCCCCGGCAGCACCAGCUCCACCGGCUCUCAUGGCUCCGCCCAAGAUAAAGCGCUCCAAGAGCAAGGCACGGCGUCCAGCAGCCAUGGUUCAUGCGCACACCACUCAGGGCCCCGACGUCGACCGCAAGAGCCGUCGACAGUCCAUCAUCCAGGAUCACCGCUCUGGCAGGGACAUCGACACACAUGAUGCCGAGGGUCUCCCCGUCCGAACUCGCAGCCGGCCUGCACCUGCACGUACGCAGUCGGACUACAUCACACCAAGAGGACAAGUGACUGUCAACAAGGCUGAUCGUCGUCGAUCAGGACAAGUGUACGACUCGCUGGACUACGAACAAUACCGUAGGGACAGGGCUCGCCAGGAUGCCCACAAGGCCCUCGAGGCCAAGGAAGCUAGAGCUGCAGAAAGAGCUGCAGAAAGAGCUGCCGAAGCCAGGGCCAUCGAAGAAGCCAAGGCUCGUCAUCUCGCCAAAGCUCAAGCUCAGGCUGCCCAUGAACAGCGAUAUCAGGCCGAACGGUUGGCUGAACGCAAGCAACAAAGCCGCAAGUCUCGUAGCUAUCAUCCUCCUGGUGCUUUUGAUAGCGAGAGCGAGGAAGAGGACGACGACGAUGAGUCCGAGGAAGAACACAACCCAGCGCCCAUUGUUCUCCGUCGGCCUCGACGACCCACCGAUGUCGAACAGUCCAAAGGCAAAACUGCCUUGAUUACGAAAUCGAAGCGCAAGACUGACGCAGCCGAAGACUACAUUAGUGCUCAGCGAGGCAGCCGCGACUCAUAUGCAGACCAGGCAUACCAAGUUGCAAGACGCAAGUCGCGUGAAAACCUAUACUCUGACGAUUCAGGCUCUUCUCAUAGCAAGGGCAGCGAUAAGCAGAGCCAAUCCAACCGUACUGCCGUCACCAGCAACGGUUCCAAUGAGAUCAGGCUUCGAAUCGAUGCCACAGCUCCGCUCAGUCUGGCCUUCAACGGUGAUAUGGAAGGUCGUAAUCUACAGAUCGUGCCUACUGGCGAUGGCAUGGCUGAUAUCAUCAUUGGCGGCCGCAACGGCGAAACCACUUACCACGACAGUGAACGUGGCAGUAUCAUGGGCAACACACCCAAGGCGAUCAUGCCAGCCCAGGCCCGGAGAGAUGCAGAGGAAAUCAUGACCGAGAGAAGCGGACGCAGCGGACGCAGCCGGCGAGACAGUCGGGUCAUACGGGACGCAGCUGUCGACCCAUUCGUCACCAAGUGGAUGCCACCCCUUCCCUUCCCCAAAGGCAAGACCAAGCCUGCAACACGCAUUCUCAGCCUCGGCUUCGACAUUAUUGCAUCUGAUUUCGCCUUAUUCACUUCGGUCGAACAGUUUUUCUUCCUCUUUGCUGCGUUUGUGGAAAAAUUGUGGGACAUCUGUUUGUUUGCUAGAUUGGAACGCUCACGCACACCACCGUUGCACGCGCGGGCCAUUGCUUCCUGA
Plenodomus lingam JN3 is the source of this 1959-nucleotide messenger RNA. NCBI's taxonomy places the organism in Eukaryota, Fungi, Ascomycota, Dothideomycetes, Pleosporales, Leptosphaeriaceae. The record is from RefSeq and is a predicted model, not a curated record.